This is a messenger RNA of Chenopodium quinoa (quinoa), 1532 nucleotides long. Its product is annotated as probable 2-oxoglutarate-dependent dioxygenase At5g05600. NCBI's taxonomy places the organism in Eukaryota, Viridiplantae, Streptophyta, Magnoliopsida, Caryophyllales, Amaranthaceae. The record is from RefSeq and is a predicted model, not a curated record. The coding region runs from base 316 to 1392 and encodes 358 amino acids. The transcript has 3 exons.
AGGCCACAAGCACAUCAUCCUAACCCAAACCCAAAUGUCCCUUUCUUAGUUAGUAGGCAGUACUACCUUUUAUCACACUCUCACUAACUCGCACGUUUUAUAUUAUUUUUUUACCCUAUUUAUCCCACGUUCCUCUUUCCUUUCUAUCACCUCAUCAUUUCUUUCCUCUCUUUCUUUAACUCCCUCUCCCCCCUCCUACAACACCACUAUAAAUUCCAAACUAAUUCCUUCUCUUUUUUCCAUCAUCAUCUUAAACAAAUUUACCUAGCUAGAGAUUUCGUAUUUUUACGAAAAAAAAAAACAAUAUAUAAGAUCAUGAGUUGUGUUCAGGAUUGGCCUGAGCCAAUAAUUCGAGUCCAAUCCCUAUCAGAUAGUGGAUUGGACCGGAUACCGGACUGCUACGUCAAACCAGUGACGGAGCGGCCGGUAGUGGAACCCGUGGUUACGGACAGGUUGGACAUCCCCUUAAUAGACCUUUCAGGCCUCUUCUCUGGUGAUCCAUAUAAAGUCCAAGUCACCAGAGAAAAAGUAGGUGAGGCCUGCAGGGUUUGGGGAUUCUUCCAAGCCGUUAACCACGGGGUCCCUCCUGAUCUCAUGGAUCAGGCGCGCCAAACUUGGCGCGAGUUCUUUUACCAACCCAUGAAAGAGAAACAAAAGUACGCCAACGACCCUAAAACUUAUGAAGGGUAUGGAAGUAGACUUGGAGUUGAGAAAGGUGCUGUUCUUGAUUGGAGUGAUUAUUACUUCCUUCAUUAUCUUCCUUCUAACUUGAAGGAUCACUGCAAAUGGCCUGCUCAACCUCCUCAUCACAGGGAGGUGGUCGAGAAGUACUUAAGCGAAGUGGUGAAAUUAGGUCAAAGAUUAAUGAAAGUAUUUUCGACAAAUCUUGGAUUAGAGGAGAAUUAUCUUCAAAAUGCAUUUGGAGGGGAGGAAAAUGGAGCUUGCUUAAGGGUGAAUUAUUACCCAAAAUGCCCACAACCUGACUUGACCCUUGGACUGUCCUCUCAUUCGGAUCCGGGUGGGUUAACCAUUUUGCUGCCGGAUCAUGAUGUACCGGGUCUUCAAGUCCGUAGAAAUGACAAAUGGAUAACCGUUAAACCCGCUCAACAUGCUUUCAUCAUCAACGUUGGUGACCAAAUUCAGGUGCUAAGCAAUGCUAUAUACAAGAGUGUAGAGCACAGGGUAAUUGUAAACCCUAAUAUAGAGAGAAUUUCGUUGGCAUUCUUCUACAAUCCAAGGGGUGAAUUGUUAAUUGAACCAGCAAAGGAACUUGUUAGUUCCGAGAAUCCAGCAUUGUAUCCAUCUAUGACGUUUAAUGAAUAUCGUCUCUACAUUAGGUUAAAGGGUCCUCGUGGAAAGUCUCAAGUGGAAUCAUUGAAAUCUCCAAGAUAAAAGAAAAAAAAAAUCAUCAAAUAUAUACUUCAUAUAAGUUAUUAUCUAAGCAUGAGUUAGUUUAUUGUAUAUGUAUUUUGCCUUUUGUGGCUAUCAAAUGUAAUUUCAAGGAAAUAAAUCAAUAUAGUCAUAAUUAUUCG